CCCUUUUAAUAGUAGCGAUGUCCAUGGUGGAAGCAUGGACCGCCGGCCUUUUGUUUUUACUCUUUAAUAGCUUAAAUUUAAUUAAUUUCUUUGGUUCGCAAGAUGCCAAUAAAGUGUAAAGUGUUACAUUAUUCCACCGACAUUAAAUCUUUUAGUCAUCAUGACCAAUCAAAUGAAACAUGAAGCAAAUGGCUUGCGUCGCGGUCUGAAAAACGGCUUCAAACACCAUGAGAUUAAACAAGAGAUAAAGAAACCUCGUCUAACAAAAGAAGAAUUUGAAGAAACACCAUUAUUAAUUGUUUUAACAGUUUAUUUCUGUUACAUAGUUUUAACAAUAUUUGGUCAUAUAAGGGAUUUUGUGCGAAGAUUAGGUUUUGGAAAAUCUAGUGAAGUUAAAGAAAAAAAUAGAGAAGGUUAUGUAAAAUUGUAUCGUAGUUUUGAAAGUUUUUACACCCGCAACAUAUACAAAAGAAUUGUUCAAGGAUGGAACAUGUUUAUAUGUGGAGUCCCUGGAGUAAUGUUCAAAUUAAAAGUAAACAUAUCACCAGAAUUUCAUCAAAAUGCCAAGUUUGGUACAGAAAAAAUAAUGAAUGCUGUAAACUUAGGCUCUUACAAUUAUUUGGGAUUUGCUGAAAAUUCGGGGAAAUGUGCAGAUAGUGUAGAAGAAAUUAUACUAGAAUAUGGAAAUGGCAUCUGCAGUACUCGGCAUGAACUAGGCAACUUAGAUAUCCAUCGAAAACUAGAAACAAUGGUAGCUGAAUUCCUUGGUGUUGAAGAUAGUAUUACAGUAGGAAUGGGAUUUGCCACUAAUUCUACUAACAUUCCAACACUGAUGUCUAAAGGAUGUGUAAUUUUUAGUGAUGAACUCAAUCAUGCUUCAUUAGUUCUUGGCUGUCGACUAUCUGGAGCAAAAAUAAUAGUUUAUAAACAUAAUAAUAUGAUUGAUUUAGAAAAUAAAAUACGAGCAGCUAUUGUUGAAGGCCAACCUCGCUCUCAUAGACCGUGGAAGAAAGCACUAAUAAUAGUGGAGGGAGUGUACAGUAUGGAAGGAACGAUUGUGAAUCUCCCGGCUCUUAUUGCGCUCAAGAAGAAAUAUAAAUGUUAUCUGUAUGUAGAUGAGGCCCAUAGCAUUGGUGCAAUUGGUUCAUCUGGAAGAGGUGUAACCGAUUACUUUGACUGUAACCCACAUGAUGUUGAUCUUCUAAUGGGAACAUUCACUAAAAGCUUCGGUGCAUCUGGAGGCUAUAUAGCUGGUUCUAAGAGCUUGAUUAAUCAUUUACGUAAGCAUUCGCACAGCUUCAGCUAUGCUACCAGCAUGUCUGCACCUGUAGCACAACAGAUUAUAAUGACCCUUAAAAUUCUUAUGGGCAAGGAUGGUACCAAUGAAGGUGUGAGUCGAGUCAGGCAGCUUGAAAGGAAUACACAUUAUUUUAGACGAAAAUUGAAACAGAAGGGCUUUAUUAUCUAUGGCAAUGAAGAUUCUCCAGUGGUGCCUCUAAUGUUAUACUUUCCAUCCAAAGUAACGGAAUUCAUUCAGGGUCUGCUUAUGGGGGGCAUUGCUACAGUUGGGGUAUGCUUCCCAGCCACUACUGUAGUAACAUCUCGUGCACGUUUCUGCAUAUCUGCAUCCCACACCAAAGAAAUGCUUGAUAAGGCAUUGACAGUGAUUGAAGCUGUUGGGCGAAACAUGAUGGUGAAUUACUCAAAAAAAGUAAGAUCUCAAGCUGAAGUUAUUUACUAGUCAAUCUCAUUAUUGUUGAACAAGUGCCUUAGAGCAUCCGAGUGUUCUACUGGAAUGCGCUCUAUAUAAGAAGGCGUACUUGUGAUUUCACUUUCAUCUGCUAAAUUUAGGAACAUUUAUUGGCAUAAUAUACACAUCUAUGUGUCUGAACUUACAUUUUUGUUAACUCGUAAUGACAAUAGAUGUGUGUGUGUUUGCAUUUUAUACCAUCAAACUGAAGCACAAAUUGUUCAUUAAAAUUUUUACAUGAAGCAUUGUUGUAAUUGCUUGGGCGAUAACUAGGUCUGAUCAAAAUCAUGUGUGAUUUACAUACUGAAGUAAGUGUAGAAACUGCAUACAUUUGAUAAAUAUGUACUAAAUUUAAUGUCAAUAUUAUACAUUAUCUAAUGCAAUCAUUCUUUGUUAUUAAUUAAUGUUUGCAUUUAGCAUAUUCCCUAGUCAAUGUAGUAAAAGCCAAGCCUGCUUAUGGACUUGAACAUUCCGCCAUGGGCUAAACAAGAGUUUAAAAGCUCUAUCCCAGUUAAUUUGUUGCUUGCUCAUUUAAUUUUAAGUUUUCAAUGAAGGCUCUAAAAAAAAUCAAUGUUAUACAGUCAACGCUUGUUAUAACCACCCCUGUUGUCCAAACGAAAUUGCUUGCUAUAAAGGAGAGGUCAUUUUAACGUAUUGUGUUAUUUAGUCAUAUUUUAAAAUGUAAGAAGGGUUUUUCAAAUUAAUGCUUCGUUUUAAAGAAGGAAAAAAAAUAUCAUUUUUGAAUUUUUUUGUUAAUUUACUGAAAAUUACCGAAAGAAAUCAGUGAUUUUUAAAAUUAGAGAUUAAACUUUUUUGAUAUUCCUUUCAAUGGAAAUAUUUUAACUUUAGAAGCAUAAAAUGUUUUGAUGUUCAUUUUCCCUGAGGAUAUUUAAAAAAUUGAAACUUAAUUUUGGACGUUAUAUUGGAAUGAAGGGUUCAGUUUGGACGCUCUAAUAGACGUUAAACAGCAUUGCAUCUAUGGAAUAGGGAAUGGGACUUUAUGCACCUGUGGCUAUGUUGAAAGGGUCGCAGUAAUAGGAGGAUGUUCUAUAGAGCGUUGACUGUAUUUUAUUAUUUUUUCAAUUUUGAUUUAAGGUGAAGUAUUUUCAAAAAUCUAUUAAAGAUAUUUGCAUGUGUUGUUCAAGCAACUGCUAAUAGUGGAUUAACAGCUGUUAAUGCCCUUUCAAGUGAAUGUUUAUUGCAUUUAUUUUUAUUGUAAAAUAUAUGCAGUGCAUAAAAAUUUUUAAAUGUAUAAAAUUUAGUAAGAGUAGUGAGUUCCUUGAGAGUUGUUUUAGCUUAAAUUUUAUCUCAUUUUAUGAUCUGAGCAAAAUUUUAUAAAUACGUAAAAUACAUUUUGUUGCUCAUUUUUAUUAUGUCGUAUUUUUGUUUUAUGCAUUUGCUGUUACAGUUGAAUAGAUUUAUGUACCUGGAAAAACUAUUUAAAGAAUAAUUGUAAUUACAAAAGCAUAAAAUGCUUUGAAAAAUACUUCAAGUGUCAUAUCAGUUAAAACAUAUUUAUUAAUUAAAGCAAAAUAAGCUUUAGAUUUAUAUAAAUCUUAACAUGUUUUCUUUGUGGUUAUGAAUUGUUACGUGUUAAGACCGAUUUUUUUUUAAACGUAUUUGUAAAAUGUUUUUAUCCUAAAUAUAUUCUUUUGUCUCAGAAAUAAAAUUUGAAAGUAUUAAGCCAUGUAAUUUCGUAUUUGUAUAUAUUUUUAGUUAAAAAUGUAUUUAUUCUAAAGUUUUUAUGUUAACAUUUUUCUUUUUUAAAGUUUUGUUGCAUUGUAAAUUUUUGUUCAUUAUUAUUUAUCAUAUUUUAUUAGAGGAAGCACUAUUUAUACAAUUGCAACUGUGUUUGAAUUUAGUCUUGUCUUCCUUUUAAAUUAUUGAAAGUUUUAUAAAUUGGUUUAUAUAUAUAUAUACACAUAAGGUUAUGCAAUGUGCUUCCAGAUUUAAAUUUUCCAAACUGAAAUGCAGUUUUAUAAUGAGAUUUUUUUUUUUUUUUUUUUUUUUUGUGUGUGUGUAAAAAAAGUUUUAGUUAGUUAUAAAAUUGCGAACUAGAAAUGAAAAGAUUUCAGCUAUGUAAAUUGUCAACUUUUACUAUAGGUAUCAUCUGAUGGAAUGGGUUAAUCUUACCUAGACAGUUAAUGUAGAAACUUAGUAUCAUGUACUAAAUAAUAUGAUACAGUCCAUUGAAAUUUCUAUAACACUUAAAUGAUACAUCAUUAUGUAGAACAUCUUGUGAUAAAUUGUAGAUUAAAAUUGUAUCCAGUUUGUUUACAAUGUAGUACAGGCGGUAUUUAUUUCGUAUUUUUGGUUCAAUUAAUGUUGUCUCAGUCUUGAUUCUUGUCUGCUUUGCUAAAAAGACUGCUCAUAAAAAAAGCUGUUUUUAUGGAUCUGCUUUUUAUACGUUUUGAAAUCUAUUACAGAAGAUUAUUAUUUUUUGUGUGGUUUAAAAAUUAAGUUUAUCACAAUAUCAUCUGAAUGUAGAAAUCUUUAGCUUGCAGCUCAGCUUCAUACUCUAUUAUAAACAUUUUAAAUUUUAAGACAGCUUGAACUUUGGACAUUGAUAUCACAAUGUAAGAAAUAACAUGUGAUGUUUGAAAGAAAAUCUGGAAAAUUCUGUUUGAUAAAAUUUUGUCUACUUUAAUGAAUUUUGCUUACAGUAAUGCUUAAUUUUACUGUUGAGCUAUUUACUCAUAAAUUUUUGUUUAAAAGGAUAUAGUUCAUCACAUUCUCCAAUUAACAUGAGCUUAAAUAUCAUAGCAUAGGUUGAAAUUGGAAAAUGUGCGUAUUUUAGCUAUGAAUUUUAUUCAUGCUACCUAUGAAUUUUAUUCAUUGACCUAUGAUCUAUGUAAUUUAAUUUUUGUGCAAGAAAGUGGAAGGAUUGUUUCUAAAUUUUGAACUAACUCGGAAAUAGUGCAAAGAUUUUUUAAAUGAAUGUCAAAAGUUGCACAAGAAAAAAAAUAUUUCAGAAAAUUUUCUUAUUGUUACUUUGAUUUUGCACAUAGAAGGGUUUAUGCAGUUUUUUCAGGUUCUGGAAUUGUUUGAAAGUGAGGGAAGUACUAUGAGCUAAUUCAUGUGUCAGGAGCGUAAAAAUUUGUUUGUAUUUUAAAAAUAAUAAAUAUAUUUUUGUAGAUCAUAGACCAGAAGUUUCAACAUUUUUUUCUUUAUUUAGUUUAUGGAGCAGAAAUGAUGUUGUAAGGGGGAAAUACCAUCCAUUUUGUUAGCUUAAAAGUAAAAAUAUUUUUAUUGGAAUUAUAACUUGAACUAGCAGUUUAUGUUUUUCAAAAUAAAUGUUCAUUUCAAAGUUAAAAGUAAAUGUUUUACAAAUUUGAAUGUCAAUUUUUGAAAUGUUUGUUUAAAAGUAUUUCAAGUAUUUUAUGGAAUGUAAAUGACUAAUUAGAUUUAAAAUUAUUUUGAGGUUUGCUGUUGUCAAUGUUUUUGACAUUUAUUAUUACGAAUUUAGCUAAUAUAAAUAAUGCAUUGUAAACCCUUGGCAUUCUCUAUGUAAAAUCAUUUUUCUACACACCUUUUUCUUCUAUCAAAAUUUAUACUGUUUGAUUUACCUUGUAUAUUGAAAUAAAAUAGCGAGAAAUUCUUAACUUCA
Molecule: messenger RNA, 5357 nt
Organism: Uloborus diversus
Lineage: Eukaryota; Metazoa; Arthropoda; Arachnida; Araneae; Uloboridae
Product: serine palmitoyltransferase 2-like
Exons: 11
Coding region: 161-1741 (526 amino acids)
Biological process (GO): ceramide biosynthetic process; sphingosine biosynthetic process
Cellular component (GO): serine palmitoyltransferase complex
Molecular function (GO): pyridoxal phosphate binding; serine C-palmitoyltransferase activity
Source: RefSeq, a predicted model, not a curated record